Trichobilharzia regenti is the source of this 4100-nucleotide messenger RNA. NCBI's taxonomy places the organism in Eukaryota, Metazoa, Platyhelminthes, Trematoda, Strigeidida, Schistosomatidae. The record is from the annotation of a GenBank genome assembly.
AGUUAGGGCGCGUAAGUAUGUUUUAUGUUGUGUAUUGUAAGUUGUCUAACAGGUCUUGCAAAGCACUUCUUACUUAACUUGGUGGUUAUUAUGUCGUAGAAGAAAGUAUUUACUAAAGCAGAGGGUGACAGUUUUACGCGGUAAUGUUCUUACUCAGUAUUAAUAAUGUGACCUGAUAAAGACGUGUUACUAGUAACUAGUUAGUACUGACUGGCUACAGUUUAGUAUUUUCCUCUUCCAGUUAAUGGUGAGUUUAAAACAAACCAGCCAUUACUUGGUAAAUAUAGAAUGCUGUUGAAAUCUAAUCGUAAUGACUGGUCUCUAAGACUCAUAUAUUUGUGUAUUACUCCAGAUACUCCUGAUCCUUCUUCAGUACUUAAAUGAAUUUUUCCAGAUUAGCUCCAGAUUAUUCAAUAUCUUGGUUAGACUAAGGAACUGAAUCAAAAGUGAACUGUGAAUUCAGUACAUGCAUUGCAUACGUGAUGAAUGAUGUGGUUUGUUUCAGGUUCCUUUUGUAGAUUCUUUGGUCGGGUUUUUGAUGAUGGUAGUCAAAAUUUAACACCGCCCUCUUGUGAGGAUGUUUUUAGUUCAAAUGUAAGGUAGUUCGGUAGUGACAGUUUGAACUACAGAAUAGCAAUGAGCUCAAAUCUCCUGUAGGUAGGUUGCUAGGCUUUGUGCAUAGCUUCUCUGCCAAAAUGCAGACAAUAUAACUGCUGUUGUGUAUGUUUCAUCUAUGUUUGUUACCGGUGAUGAGAUUUUUCACUGAGUAUCAGCACAUCAGACACACAAUUUCUCAUGUGGUCUGUAAGUUAGAGGUGUACUUUCGAGAGUGACGAUGUAGUUUGUGAACUUAAGUGUAAUGAUGUAGUAAGGGUUUUGUGUCUUCAGUCACUUAAUCUUCUACGUAAUUCUGGCAUGCGUUGCAAUUGCUUAUAUAGGAAUUUUAAAAAAUAAUAAAUUAUAUCUCUCAUAUUUCCGAAUCUCGUACAUCUAUUACUUUAUAGGCUAUGAUUCCUUGAAAAUGCUUGUAUAAAUACGGAUAUCCAGCCAUACUUUUAAAUGAACAAUUAACUUAUUCAAGAGUAAAUUACUUCAGUUCCAAGGAAAGUUGCCUUACUAACUAAUUUUAGUUUCGAUCAAAAGGAGUUUUAAAAUACUAUUUCGUUUGAUAUUUAGAGUCUAGUAGUUUAUGCUAAAGGUGUAUUAGCUGAAGUGAGAGUUACUUCAAUACACAAUCCUAGAUUAAUCGAUUCAAUUUGACAUACUAAAAUAACAGAAAUAAUUGAAAGAAGAGUGACAUUUCAUUGCUCGAAGACUAGAGAUUUUCAUGACAGUGAAGAUGACAACUCAAAUUCAUCUUUACCACUGUUGAUAACUUUGUUUAUUUCAUCAAAAAGCUUCAAUAUCAACUGUUAGCACCAUGAAUACUUUAAAAUAGCAGACUAGUCCUAUAGACGUAGUUCGGGUAAUGUUCCCGUCUGACUUCUGAACUUUCCUUUGACGUAAUUGAAGUAGGUUAGUAUUGCCUAUCAACAUGUCUAACAAGACUGAAUUUUGUGGGUAGUCUAGAACACUAGCAUUUCUCUUGGCAUUAAGUCAAGUUCUAAGAAAUCUUAUGCAUGUGAAUUCACCUUCAAUUCACGAAACGUUUCAAAAAAUAAAGUUGGUCCCUCCUGAUGGAUACCAUUCUCUAAGAGCGUGUAUCACUGUCAUCCGAAGGAAAGUGGUUGGUCAAAUUUGUCUUUAUAAAACUGACUUCAUCCGUAGUCUGAACAGGCAAGUGCUUUUAGCUGUUUCUUUUUAAAUGUCAGCUCAGUUGUAACCACGAAUUAACGGCGCUGCUUUUGAAUGGACUCGACAGUCUCUGACUGAGACUGCCUUUCCUUAUGUUUAAAGUUAGAUUUGUUUACGGUUUGGAAAUUUUUUACUGUUUGUUGGGAUGAGACUUCGCAGACAUUCCUGACGUCAUUCUGCUUGUGCGGACUUUGAUAUCACCUAAUAAUGUAAUCACGUAGUCAUUAAUUUGACGGCUCCUGAUAAUGUAUAGCUGUUACUUCGAGUACCGAUCGGUGGUAUAUGAGCGGAGAGUACGAAAAGUUAUUGACAAAUAUGUCAAUUAUUCAGUAUGCCUGCGAAUUUGUGUACCCGAAGAGCACUUGGAUUCCUUAUCCCAACAAUUAUUCACAAGUGGAUCUUGUAAAGGUGUUUUCAAGAUACGGUAUACAAACUAACGUCAAAGUGCUAAAGUUUCAGCUAGGAUUUUGAUACUGAUGUUUGAUCGCAUUAAUUUAAAAGGAAAGGAAUAAUGCUUCUAGGGCUCAAGCUGUUUGUAGCCGUCAGGAGUUAAGAGAAAUAUUAUUAGAAAUGGUAAAAUGUAAAGUUUAAAGAAAGCAGACUAGCAGCGACGAAGAAAGGAUUCUGAUAUGAGCAUGUGAGUGACAUUCUUUCCAGCUGCUAACUGUGGAAGUUGAUAACAAGAUGACAAACCAUAGUUACUCUGAGUGAUUUCCCAAUUACUGUUGUAGCUUUUACUAAACUUCCAAAAUAUGCGGAUGACUAAAGGGUAUAUUUACGUGUAUAGGAUGUAGAUUAGGUUGCUAUUUUUAAUGAUAUUAUAAAUAUCCUCCACUGCUUUAUCAAAGCCAAAAAAUUAGCUCUCCCUGAAGUGUUAUUUGUUUUUUGGUUUUAUGGGAUUAAUUUCCAAAUUCCACAAGCCUGAUUCAUUCUUCCUGUCAGCUGAUGUUUUGUACUCUGAAUGACUAUCCACAGCCUUUAUUGUCUUUCUAAUUUCUAAUAUUGACUGAUUAAAGGGUAGUAUGUUUUACUUUAUUAAGACUAUACAUCUAACAGUACCUUUUAACAAUAACAACUCUUUUGAAGUAAAUUUAUGUAGAAUUCUUCAUUAAUGUUAACUUGAAUAUAAAUGAGUUCUUUACAAAUAACAACGUAAGUGUAUGAAUAAUGCUUAUUUUAAUUUUAAAACAACCUUUUAUGAGAUGACAUAAUUCCUUUUCUGCAUUAGGAUCAUGUCAAAUAAAUUACUUUUUGGAAAGUCUCUAACCUCAUAUGAUGAGGAAGAUCUUGAUGAGUUGUUAUCCAAACUCACUCAAGAGGAAUUAGAACAGUUAAAUGAUGACUUUGAUCCAGACAAUUCUCUGUUACCACCAUCCCAACGAUGCCGUGAUCAAACUACUAAAGCUCCAACUGGACCAUUUGAUCGAGAAAAGUUAAUCAGAUAUCUUAUCGACAAAGCCAAAGCUGAAAAGGAUUGGGAAGAAGCUGUACCCUAUGAGAAAAAGACUAGAGGAAAAAUUUUCACGCCAAAGCAAAAUCUAUCAGAAAAUGCUAAAAAUGAAUUAUCUGAUAUGGGCUUCGAUGUAGAAUUUGAUGAAGAUGUUAACAAGGCUCUUGAAAAUGCUACAGAAGAUGAAUUAGUCGAUUUGGCUGCAGUUUUGGGUUUCACUGGGAUGUUGAAUCAAGUACAAUUUCAUGCCAGUUUAGAAGGUCGUAAAAUGGAGUUCGGUGGAUUUUCCGGUGUAGCUAAAGCUGAACGUCCAAAAAUUUUACCAGAUGAACCGCCUAAUUCUACUGAUGUAGAGGAUAGUAUUAAAAAGUUGGAAGAGAAUAAUCCAGAGUUGACCAAAUUAAAUUUGAAUAAUAUCAAGACAAUGAGUGCUGAAGUUGUCCAGCGUCUUUGUGCUGCUAUUACAAAGAAUACAAAAUUGAUUGAAUUACACAUGGCAGCUACGCGUUUAACAAAUUCAAUGAUUGAACCAUUCUUUGAUAUGCUACAAAAGAAUACAACACUGAAAGUAUUGAAUUUAGAGUCGAACUUUUUAACGGGUGUUAUUCUUGUUCGUCUGUUGGAGUCAAUAGCUCAUGAAAAAAGUGGUAUUACUGAUUUACACUUGGCUAAUCAACGUCAGUCUGUACUGGGUGUAAAAAUUGAACAGAAUUUAACUGAAUUGAUAUUGGCUAAUCCACGACUUGUUCGUUUAGGCCUUGAUUUAGACACAAGUGAUGCACGUGUACGCACACGAGAACAUGUCAAAGCAAAUUUAGAUCGUGUCUCCCGACAAAUUCGACGGAAUAAAAAUUAA